AUGGCCUCCUCCGAGUGGCCCGAGCCUGGGCUGUUGCGUUACCUAGCAGACUACCAGGUCGUCAUCUGCACCGAGUGCCGCUACGCCAUCCAGCCCAAGGCGGUGGCCCGACACUUCAAGGACAUCCACCACAUGUGCUGCAACGCCCGCCGCGGCCUGGUUGAGUACGCAGCCGGCCUGCAGCUCGCGGACACCGGCGCCGUGCUCUUCCCGCUGCCCGACCACGCGCCGAUCCCGCUGCUGCCCACCGAGCAGGGCCUCGCCUGCGAGCACGCCGGCUGCUUCCACCUCUGCGUCACGGCGAAGCGCAUGAAGAGCCACUGGGCGGCCGCGCACAGCGCCAGCGACGGCGGCAACACUAGCCCGCACUGGCGCCCCGUGACCCUGCAGACCUUCUUCCGCGGCAACCAGCUGCGGUACUUUGUCGUGGCCGCCCCAGCCUCCGAAACGCCCCCCGGCCACAAGUACCCGCUCGAAGACAUCGCGCUGCCGCCGAGCUGGACCUCCAGCGACCUGGCGCUGUUCAUCCACUUCACGCAGGACACGUACCAGACGCUCGGCCGCAGCGCGCAGAGCAAGCGCGUCUGGCGCGCCGCCGUCCCGGCCCUCGCCCUCGGCCACGACGUCCUCAAGCAGGGCGUGCUGGCCUGCGCCGCGCUGCACAUCGCACAUCUUCAGCCCACGCUGCGCCGCGGCUACGUCGUGCUGGCCGCGCGGCACCACGCGCGCGCCUUGGCAGGAUGCCGCGCCCUGCUUGCCGGGCCCAGCACCGCCCUGUCGGCCACGACGCGCGACGCGCUGCUGGCGUCCGCCCACCUGCUCGCCGUUUACUGCUUC
Lasiosphaeria miniovina is the source of this 837-nucleotide messenger RNA. RefSeq lists its product as uncharacterized. The transcript has a single exon. Lineage: Eukaryota; Fungi; Ascomycota; Sordariomycetes; Sordariales; Lasiosphaeriaceae. The annotation marks the transcript as partial. Gene Ontology annotation, molecular function: DNA-binding transcription activator activity, RNA polymerase II-specific. The record is from RefSeq and is a predicted model, not a curated record. Gene Ontology annotation, biological process: regulation of transcription by RNA polymerase II.